Molecule: messenger RNA, 6195 nt
Organism: Equus caballus (horse)
Lineage: Eukaryota; Metazoa; Chordata; Mammalia; Perissodactyla; Equidae
Gene: TRHDE
Product: thyrotropin releasing hormone degrading enzyme
Biological process (GO): peptide catabolic process; proteolysis
Cellular component (GO): cytoplasm
Molecular function (GO): zinc ion binding; peptide binding; metalloaminopeptidase activity
Source: RefSeq, a predicted model, not a curated record
CGCAACUCGCAGGCGCGGAGGGGUGGGGGCAGUAUGUGUCCGUGCGCCCGGCGCCCGCCGGAGAAGUAGCGCGCCGGGGCGAGCCAGACGCUUUCCAAGUUGGGCGCGUCCCAGAGCUCAACGCCCCGCGCCCUGGCCGCUGGUGUCCAGAGAGAGGCGGGCUAAUGGCGGGCGAGGCUGCUGUCGCCUGCGGCCAGAGACCGUCUUAAAAGAACCCGGGCCGGCAUCCCCAGGGUCCCAGCUUGCGUCGUGCCCUCCGCCCGCGUGCGCUGUCUGAUGCCUGCGCUGGCGGUGGCCCGGGUGGCCCGCCCGCGGGGGGUGCCGGAGGGGGCGGGGGAGGAGGAGGCGGCACUGUGAUGGCCCUGGACGGCGAGCGGGGGGAGCAAGAGGAGGAGAAGAAAAAGAAGAAGAAGAAAAAGAAGAGGAAGAAGAAGAAGGAGGAGGAGGAGGGGGCUGAGAAGAGCAGCUCACCCUUCGCGGCCACGAUGGGAGAGAACGACGCCGCGCUCCGAGCGGGCGGCAGGGGGCUCUCAGACCCGUGGGCGGACUCCGUGGGGGUGCGACCCUGCACCACCGAGCGCCACAUCACGGUGCACAAGCGGCUCGUGCUGGCCUUCGCCGUGUCCAUCGUGGCGCUGCUUGCGGUCACCAUGCUCGCGGUUCUGCUCAGCCUGCGCUUCGACGAGUGUGGGGCGAGAGCAGCGCCCGGCGCCGACGGCGGUCCCGCCGGCUUCCCAGCGCGAGGCGGCAACGAGAGCCUUCCGGGGUCGGCCCGGCGCCACCCCCACGCCGGCGGGGACCCCGGGCAGCCCGAGGCGGGGGAGGCCGCCCCUGGAACCCCGUCCGCUCAGCCACCGUCGGAGGAGGAGCGCGAGCAAUGGCAGCCGUGGACACAGCUGCGCCUGUCGGGCUACCUCAAGCCUCUGCACUACAAUCUGAUGCUCACUGCCUUCAUGGAGAACUUCACUUUCUCCGGGGAGGUCAACGUGGAGAUCGCGUGCCGGAAUGCCACCCGCUACGUCGUGCUGCACGCCUCCCGGGUGGCGGUGGAGAAGGUGCAGGUGGCGGAGGACCGGGUGGCUGGGGCUGUCCCUGUGGCCGGCUUUUUCCUCUACCCGCAAACCCAGGUCUUAGUGGUGGUGCUGAACAGGACCCUGGACGCGCAGAGGAAUUACAACCUGAAGAUCAUCUACAAUGCCCUGAUCGAGAACGAGCUCUUGGGCUUCUUCCGCAGCUCCUACGUGCUCCACGGGGAGAGAAGAUUCCUUGGUGUGACUCAGUUUUCACCUACACAUGCCAGAAAGGCAUUUCCUUGUUUUGACGAGCCCAUCUACAAGGCUACUUUCAAAAUCAGCAUCAAGCAUCAAGCAACCUAUCUAUCUUUAUCCAAUAUGCCAGUGGAAACGUCUGUGUUUGAAGAAGAUGGAUGGGUUACGGAUCACUUUUCACAGACCCCUCUCAUGUCCACAUAUUACUUAGCCUGGGCAAUUUGCAACUUCACACACAGAGAAACUACCACCAAGAGUGGGGUUGUAGUCCGAUUAUAUGCAAGACCCGAUGCUAUCAGAAGAGGAUCCGGGGACUAUGCUCUGCAUAUAACAAAGAGGUUAAUAGAAUUUUAUGAAGACUACUUUAAAGUGCCCUAUUCCUUGCCAAAACUAGAUCUUUUAGCUGUGCCUAAGCAUCCGUAUGCUGCUAUGGAGAACUGGGGACUAAGUAUUUUUGUGGAACAAAGAAUACUGCUGGAUCCCAGUGUUUCAUCUAUUUCUUAUUUGCUGGAUGUCACCAUGGUCAUUGUUCAUGAGAUAUGUCACCAGUGGUUUGGUGACCUCGUGACUCCCGUGUGGUGGGAAGAUGUGUGGCUGAAGGAAGGUUUUGCACACUACUUUGAAUUUGUUGGUACAGACUACCUCUACCCGGGCUGGAACAUGGAAAAACAGAGGUUUCUGACGGAUGUUCUGCAUGAAGUGAUGCUGCUUGACGGCUUGGCCAGUUCCCAUCCAGUAUCACAGGAAGUGCGACAGGCAGCAGAUAUUGACAGGGUGUUUGACUGGAUCGCAUAUAAAAAGGGUGCUGCUUUGAUUAGAAUGCUGGCUAAUUUUAUGGGCCAUUCAGUAUUUCAGAGGGGUUUGCAAGAUUAUUUAACCAUUCAUAAGUAUGGCAAUGCCGCCAGAAACGAUCUCUGGAAUGCACUAUCAGAGGCUUUAAAAAGGAAUGGGAAAUAUGUAAAUAUACAAGAAGUAAUGGAUCAGUGGACACUCCAGAUGGGUUAUCCUGUUAUCACCAUCUUGGGAAAUACAACAGCAGAAAACAGAAUAAUAAUUACCCAACAACAUUUUAUUUAUGACAUCAGUGCUAAAACUAAAGCACUUGAACUUCAAAAUAACAGUUACCUGUGGCAGAUUCCAUUAACUAUUGUGGUAGGAAAUAGAAGCCAUGUGUCUUCAGAGGCAAUUAUUUGGGUGUCUAACAAAUCAGAGCACCACAGAAUAACUUCUUUGGACAAAGGAAGCUGGUUGCUGGGGAACAUCAACCAAACUGGCUAUUUUAGAGUCAACUAUGACUUAAGGAAUUGGAGAUUGUUAAUUGAUCAGUUGAUCAGGAACCAUGAGAUCCUCUCUGUCAGUAACCGCGCAGGUUUGAUCGACGACGCCUUCAGCCUAGCCAGAGCUGGCUAUUUGCCUCAGAAUAUUCCCCUGGAGGUUAUCAGAUACCUGUCUGAAGAGAAGGAUUUUCUUCCUUGGCAUGCUGCCAGCCGAGCUCUUUAUCCUCUAGACAAAUUGCUGGACCGCAUGGAGAAAUACAAUGUCUUCAACGAAUACAUUUUAAAGCAAGUUGCAACAACGUACAUCAAGCUUGGAUGGCCAAAAAAUAAUUUUAAUGGAUCUCUUGUUCAAGCAUCCUACCAGCAUGAAGAACUACGUAGAGAAGUUAUAAUGCUGGCAUGCAGUUUUGGCAACAAGCACUGCCACCAGCAGGCAUCAACACUUAUUUCGGACUGGAUUUCCAGCAACAGGAACAGAAUACCGCUAAAUGUUAGAGACAUCGUCUACUGUACAGGAGUUUCACUACUAGAUGAGGAUGUCUGGGAAUUCAUAUGGAUGAAAUUCCACUCUACCACAGCUGUUUCUGAGAAGAAGAUAUUAUUGGAAGCCUUAACUUGCAGUGACGACAGGAAUUUAUUAAGUAGGCUUCUGAAUCUCUCGCUGAAUUCCGAGGUGGUGCUCGACCAAGACGCAAUUGACGUGAUCAUCCACGUGGCUCGAAAUCCUCAUGGCCGAGACCUGGCCUGGAAGUUUUUCAGAGAUAAAUGGAAGAUAUUAAAUACCAGGUAUGGAGAAGCAUUAUUUAUGAAUUCCAAACUUAUCAGUGGAGUUACAGAAUUUCUUAAUACUGAAGGUGAACUCAAAGAGCUAAAGACCUUCAUGAAGAGCUACGAUGGAGUAGCCGCUGCGUCUUUCUCAAGAGCUGUAGAAACCGUGGAAGCCAAUGUGCGCUGGAAGACGCUUUAUCAAGACGAGCUUUUCCAAUGGUUAGGAAAAGCCCUGAGACACUAAUCUGUGUGUCUUAUACACAAUUCAACUCAGAAUUUUGUGAAAAGAGUUGCUUUAUGUGGAAUGAGGCAAAUGUACUACAUGAAAAAUGGCCAGAUUUUCAGUGUUAACGUGUUGGAGGAAUUUUUUGUUCUUAAUUUUUGGUUUUGGGGGAUUUUUGUUUGUUUGUUUCAUUCAUUCUGUUUUGUUUCUCUACUGGGUGUUCUUUUCUAAAGAAACUCUUGCAAGUGACACUAUCCAUGACUGCUUCAGCUGUACAUUCUUCGCUGUACGGGACCAAAUAAGAUAGUGGUGCAUGUUGAUGUUGCGGUUGGUUUGGAGAAACAUACUCAGAGUAUUUUGUGCAUGGUUGUAUGGUCCUGCCUGUGUGCUGGCAUGCUUAUUUAAAGUGUCCAAUGUUGUAUGUGAAUAUAUGUUACAUCCAGGAUGGGCGUUAUGCAAAAGCACAAAGAUUAUCUAUGACAAUCAGUGUUGCAAUGAAAGAAAAACUAAAAAAGACAAUUAUACUCUUAGUCCUGGGCAAUGUGAGAGGUAAAACAGCCCUUUAAGUGAUCAGUGUCACUUGUUUCAGCACUUGGACUGUCUUGCAAUGAUUACUGUGUUCUAACUCAUUUUCUUUGAGUGGAAGCUGUGUAUACGUUUAAAGGCAUAUAGAUAGUGUAUGCCUAUGUAUAUGUACAUAGGGAAGCCCUAUAUGUAUAUCGUAUGUUGUACACUGCACUGUGCAAAGAAUCUCUUCAGAUCAAAGAAAAUAUGCUUCUUUUUAUAAACUUAUGCGAGCUUCGAAAAGACUUAAAAGAAUUUAUCUCAACACUAUCUUUCCUGACAAUUUGCUGACUAAACUUCUCAACUGUGAUGGAUUUUUUUCAUCCACUUCCUGAACAAUGGUCUAUUCUACUACAUAAAAAUGAAUUCAAGCAAAAUUUAUUUAUAAACACUCUUCUCAGUCUCCUAAGUGGCAGCCUCUCUUCCUAAGUAUAGAUUCUGUCAUCAUUUUGGUCAGACUUCUUAUUGCAUAAAACAAUUGUGCAUACUUAAUAAUUAUCAGUGCUGAGAAAAUAUUUAUUUUCCAUCUUGUUUUCCAUCUCAUAUUGGGUGGUCUGGAGAGUUAAAAACUCUCUCCGUGUGUUGGUCUUUGAGUCUAUGUAAUUCUAAUCCUCCAGUGAGCAACCAUACCUCAAGUGGGUCUAUUAGCAUUUAAUAACCUUCAAUGCCAGUUGUGCCAGCCAUUAAGAUGAAGAGUUACUUUUCUUUAGCAAAGCUUUUCCUUUGACAGUGACAACUCUGUUCUACCUGGGAAUUUCAAACAGACCUUUUCAUGGCUGUGUGUUACAUAACACACGUGUUUUUAAAUGGUAUUCUCACCUAAUAGGCCAGCUCUCCAAACAUUGUUUAGAUGCUCUAAAAAUGAUAUAUUUUGUUUACCAUUAUAAAACUCCAAUACAACUACUGUACAUAAGGCAAAUGUUUGUGGACCAUGUUCUGUUUUCUUGAGGUUUUCCUCUCCUCCAAAUAUUCUUGCAAAUCAUUGAAAGAAAUCUAUUCUAGCUCUAGUAGUCACUGAACACUGGGGGAAAAAAGUGGCUAUUUUAGAAACCGGAGCCAUAGGUUUAUUAUAAGUUUGUAAUAAAGAGAAGCAAUUUCCUAAUCCACAAAACAAGUAUUACCUAAAAUGGAAUUUUAUCUUUUUAGCAAUUACUAUCUAUUACUCAUAAUUAAUUUUUCAGCACUUCAUUUGGUUAAAGCAGGUGAAUUUUAAAUACUCUCUGUGGUUUUAAUAAGACAUAGUAAUGCUUAGGAUAAAAUCUAAGUCACCCCACCUGUCAGAAGUGAUGAAAUUCAGUUAGUACAAAUCACAUGUGUGAAAUCCUUAAGGGGUAAGUUCUGAGACAGAAUAGGAAGAAAUAUCACACUGUUGUGCGGGUCUGAAGCAUCACCACUGGAUUCAUGUAACAGAGAAGGUAAAAAAAUGAGAGGUGGAUGUCUUGUUUUGUGUCGUGAAUUACUAAAAAUUCUUAACAGUUGUGACAUUUUUUUGAGCGAAAUCACCAUUUCUAGAUUUGAUUUAGAAGGCUUUUAUAGUUCUUUUUUCCUCCUCACUGUUAAUAAUAUUAAUCCUCUUUCAGUAUUUUAGUGGCCUUGAACAACUGGUUUAGCUACAAUGUCAAAUCCUAAGUGUAUAAUUCUGUGCAAUGUUCAAUACCUCAUAUAGUACUUGUUCAACAGUAUAGUGGCAUUGUUAUGGAAUUUCGGUUCUACAUAUUUUUCAGUAAUUUAUCCUUUCCAAUGUUUAAGAUAUUUCAGGCUUUAACGUUUUUCAGUUGUUUAAAUAAGUAAUAUUUUCAAAAUAAUAAAAUGACCAAUGAUAUCUCUUGGAAUAUUCUGUAAAAUGUAGUUAUAAAAUUCUAUUUUAUAUAUAGAGUUUUAUCUUUUUUCUCUUCUUUGUCUAUUUUCCAAAUCGUAUAUAAGCACGAAAUAACCAAUUGUUGAAAGUGUCCAGCAUCCAGGCUUGAGACUUUACUGUGCCGAUAUACGUGCAACAGCAAAACUUGGUCUCCAUUAGAAAGGACUAAAUUAUUUACCGUACUGAGUAUUAAAUAUCUCUAGGUAAUUUGUAAAUAAAAGGUUUUCCCCAUUUUUA